Molecule: messenger RNA, 3383 nt
Organism: Carassius gibelio (silver crucian carp)
Lineage: Eukaryota; Metazoa; Chordata; Actinopteri; Cypriniformes; Cyprinidae
Product: fibroblast growth factor 12-like
Exons: 5
Coding region: 528-1280 (250 amino acids)
Biological process (GO): positive regulation of protein phosphorylation; cell differentiation; fibroblast growth factor receptor signaling pathway
Cellular component (GO): cytoplasm
Molecular function (GO): fibroblast growth factor receptor binding; growth factor activity
Source: RefSeq, a predicted model, not a curated record
UCUCGUUCCCUCAGCAUCAUUCUGAUUCUGAGCUUGAUCUCCUCGGCUGGAAUCACACUAGAUGCAUCUCUGAACUGAAAAUCAGUCUCCUGGAUUUUCUGAGGAUUUUCUCUGCACCGGAUCUCAGGAAAGAUGCUGGAAACGGACUGUGAACGGAGAGGGAAUGAGAGCUGUUAAAUCAACAUGUUGAGAGGAGGACAAACCGGACAAUAGUGAUGAGGAGUUAAGAAGCGAACACCCGUCGCCCGUCAUUUCAGCAGCGCGCGUCGAAGCUCUUCAUGUCGUGAAUAUCUGACGACUCUCGUUUUUUGGACGGUCUCGGUGUUAUGUGGUGUAAUUGUGCGGUUAUGUAACUCUAAGUGCUUUCCGUGGUAGGAAACACAGAGUCUAUCGGUAUCGCUCAUGCUCCGGUGCAUGCCUGCACGAGAGACGCGCGCGCGCUCGCUCCCUCGCGCCGGUGCUCUGCAACGUGAAUCUGCACCGAAGCACGAUCGUCACCGGACCCGCGUCCCUCGCUCUCCGGUGAGAUGGCCGCGGCGCUCGCCAGCUCACUCAUCCGACAGAAACGGCAGGCGCGCGAGUCAAACAACGACCGAGCGGCGUCCGGUAAGCGCCGCUCCAGUCCCGGUAAAGAGCCCUCCAGCCGAGGCUCCCUGUGCGACCGGCACCUGUUCGGACUCUUCGGUAAAGUCCGGUUCUGCAGCGGGAAAAAACGACCCGUGCGCCGGAAACCAGAGCCUCAGCUGAAGGGGAUAGUGACCAGGCUCUUCAGCGAGCAGGGCUUCUACUUGCAGAUGCAGCCGGAUGGAACCGUCAACGGGACCAAAGACGAAAACAGCGACUACACUCUGUUUAACCUGAUCCCCGUGGGUUUGAGGGUCGUGGCCAUACAAGGCGUGAAGGCCGGAUUCUACGUGGCCAUGAACGGAGAGGGUUUCCUUUACUCUUCGGAAGCGUUCACAGCAGAGUGUAAGUUUAAGGAGAGUGUGUUUGAGAAUUAUUACGUGAUCUACUCGUCCACGAUGUACCGCCAGCACGAGAGCGGACGAGCCUGGUUCCUCGGACUCAAUAAAGAAGGAAUCAUCAUGAAGGGAAACCGGGUCAAGAAAACUAAACCGUGCUCACACUUUGUGCCCAGACCCAUUGAAGUGUGUAUGUACAAGGAGCCGUCGCUGCAUGAUCUUGAUGAGAAGCAGCGGUCCAGGAAAAACUCAGGAACUCCCACCAUGGGGACCAGGAAAGAGUUAAACCAGGACUCUACCAAUCAUGAAGGCUCAUAGCCACACACACACUGACCUGUAAAUGUACACACACACACACACACACAUACACAGACACACACACACGGUUAACCCCGGAGCUGAAUGCUUUCUUACACCUGAACAAACAACAGCAACUUCAGAAUCGACAAACAUCACCCGAAACAAAAGUAACAUAAAAAAAAAAAAAGAAAAAAAAAGUAUUUAAAAAAGCUGAAAUCUUGCCUGUGAAAAUAUUUUAGGAGUCUCUUAAAAUCAGGACAUGAUUUUACAUUUUAUGCAAAGUCUGGCAAGAGUCUGUUUGCAUCGCAGGGUGUUUUCUUUCGGGAGUCUGAGCUUUAAAGCCAUGUUCGAUGAUCACACGUGGAUUUAUGAAUGCCAAAAGCACUUUCACUCACCGCUGUACAUCGCUCACCUCAUUAAUAUCGAAUGUUCUCAUCGAUUGUGUCCCCCAAUCAUUGCUGUUUUUUUAUUCUGAGGGGGAGGGGCUUGUGAAUACUGCUCUCUGAUUGGCUGGAGGGUUCAGGAAUUGCUCUGACUGAAAUCUCGUUCCACUGAAUGAAUUGUCAUGCAGUCUCCACUUCUGUAGCAUUUAACUUUAAAUCCCCUCUUAUAAUGUUACAGUGUCUCUGAAACAGGCUUGCUACUGUACCUUUAAGACUUAAGUGUAUGUAAAUGAACUGUUAUGAUCGGUGAACAUCGGUAUACUGCUUAGGUUUACUGGGGCGGGCUGCUGAACGGGGGCUGGUGUGGAAAUGUGGGCGGUGAUAUGUUAAUGAGCUUAUGGUUGUGAUGUCAUAAUCAUGACGAUUUCUGACAAACAUCCACAACGAACUCUUUUAUUUGAAAAAGAGCGAGGGAAAAACUGUUUUGAGUGUGCUCAGAAUCAAGUGGAUGUCAGCAUCUGAGAUUUUGCUCUCAUUUUUAUCCUGCCAAAAGCACAGACUGCCCUCGGAGUAACUAAACUGGUCUACACCGCUUAAAACCAGAGGAAUUACUGCCCCGGCUUACCUUCCCUCAGUGUUUUUUAAUGCACUCCUUGUUAAACGCAUGCUGUGUUCAGAAUGGAGUCCUAGCGUACUGCUUCCUGCACAGUAUAUACUCAAUACAAAUAGUUUUUUAACAUUAGUAGAUGAAACGUUUGCAAUGCUCCAAUCAGUAGUGUACUACUUUUUUUAUGUUCUCACUGUGUUGCAUGUCUAAUUCAGAAAUAAAUACGUUUGUUUUGCAUGUUUAAUCCAACUUUGUGUGAGAUGUCUUUUUAAAUGAGGAGAAAAAGUGUAGGUGAUUUUUUUGCACUGUAAAUAGAUGGUUGAACGCAUUGCAUUGUGGGACUGUGUUGUACUUGAACAAGAUUGGCACUGUUAUUGAACUAGACUGAAUUAGCAUCACUAAAUAAUGACACUGUUGUCUACUGGAAUUCGUUUCGUAUGUGAUGCAUUUUGCAACAUUUUAGGUAUUUUUGCAUGCAUUUUAUUUUCUGUAGUCUUCAUCCUUUUCUAUCAAAAUGAAUGCAGAAAACACAGAAAAUCAAAUCGAAGAUCCGGUAUUUUUUACGACUCGGUGUGCAAAGACCUUAAGACUUAUCUUUUCUUGUUUAUUACUGUGAGUGAAGCUGCUUUGAAGCGAUCUGUAGUGUAGAAAUAAGCCGCUCAGCUUUAGGUAAAUGCCAUGCAUAAGAACAUACUGUGCACUGUAUGCAUACUAUAUACUGCAGAAAUAGUGAGUGUGCAAGGGAUGACAUUCUGGACACAGCCACGUUCCCUGAUAUAGCUCAGCACGUUUCUGAUUGGUCACUGGAGUCCUUCCCCUUUAAAUGUGAUCGACCUGUUCAUUGGUCACAUCCAUCGACGUAAAGGCCAAUCAGCUGUCGGCUGGGUUUAUGAGAAGUCUUCCAUAAGUGGAGCUGCACCAGCAUCAACCAGGGGGUCAAAGGUCAGAUGUUCUGAUUAUUGCCAUGCUGAAGUGACUUUAGGAAGAUCUUUUGCGUUUGCUGAUGUUUGCACCUUAAUCCUGAACACGUUCAUCAUGUAAAGAAGAGCAUUGAACCUGCCACAGGAGGAAAACAUCAUUUAAACAAUAAUAAGAAGAAUAAUGAUAAGAAUAAAAAAAGAUUAAAUCUGG